Pistacia vera is the source of this 969-nucleotide messenger RNA. Its product is annotated as polyubiquitin-C-like. The record is from RefSeq and is a predicted model, not a curated record. Gene Ontology annotation, biological process: modification-dependent protein catabolic process; protein ubiquitination. Gene Ontology annotation, molecular function: protein tag activity; ubiquitin protein ligase binding. Gene Ontology annotation, cellular component: cytoplasm; nucleus. The transcript is spliced from 6 exons. Lineage: Eukaryota; Viridiplantae; Streptophyta; Magnoliopsida; Sapindales; Anacardiaceae. The coding region runs from base 1 to 969 and encodes 322 amino acids.
AUGGUUGAGGUUCAAGGUAAUGAGCUCCGUUUGGAGCAAGAUGCUUACCUUGAAGAAGUCAAUACUAUUAGCGAUGUGAAACACAAAGUGUUUGAGAAGAUUGGUGUGCCUGCUAAUCAUCAACAGAUUUCGUUUGGUGGUCGAACUUUGGAAGAUGACAAGAGUCUUGCUUUUUACUUCAUUGAGGGAGACCUCACUCUCCAUGACCUUAUUAUAAGAGCUGAGUUACAUAGGAUUGAAACUCGGUUAUGUGAAAUGGAAGAUUUGUUACGUAAGCGGGGAGCUCAAUUACAUGAGAAGGAAGGGAUUACUGAAGAUAUUGAGGACAUCUUUUCCGGUGGUCGGCUUCAGGAUGACCAGAGACAGGACGAGGAUAUAACUCUUGCCUCCCGCCAUAUGAAGAGUGACUCAACUCUCAAUUUGGUCUUCUGUCCAAAACACUUGAUAUCAUUUUCUGUGAAAGCACCAAGUGGAGAUGUAGUAAAACUCAAAGUUGAAAUUCUGUUCACGGAUGCUUUUGUCGUUGAGCAGGUUGGUCGUGACACAUUGCUGCCUUCUUCUAUUCAAAAAGAAUUCUUAUUAGAAAUGUCGCCUUCUUGUAUUGAGCUAGCUAAUACAAUCAAAGAUGUUAAAGGCAUGCUUUUUGAUAAACUAUGGAUUCCUAUUAAUCGUCAGAGUUUCGUAUAUGCUGGAAAAAAGCUGGAGGCUGACAGUAAUAUAGAGAGGCACUCCACUCUCCACAUGGUUUUUGCUCCUUCAUCAAAGUUUAUAAAGAUGAAAUUAAAUACAAUUGAUCUUCCUAUAUCAAGAUUUACUACAAUAUCUGAAAUGAAGACAAUGGCUAGAGUUAAAUUCCAAGAUCUAAUAAAGGAAGUGUUAUUCCGUGAAGUGGUGUUAGAGGAUGAGCGUCCACUAGCUGAUUAUGGCAUUACCUUGAAUGCAGAAGUAACUGUUGUCUUUGAAGCGUAA